This is a messenger RNA of Schistosoma haematobium, 1790 nucleotides long. Its product is annotated as adhesion regulating molecule 1. The coding region runs from base 945 to 1457 and encodes 170 amino acids. Gene Ontology annotation, cellular component: cytoplasm; nucleus; proteasome regulatory particle, lid subcomplex. Gene Ontology annotation, biological process: ubiquitin-dependent protein catabolic process. The record is from RefSeq and is a predicted model, not a curated record. Gene Ontology annotation, molecular function: ubiquitin binding; endopeptidase activator activity; proteasome binding. NCBI's taxonomy places the organism in Eukaryota, Metazoa, Platyhelminthes, Trematoda, Strigeidida, Schistosomatidae. The transcript is spliced from 9 exons.
GAACAGACUGUGUCCUUGAGCGGGCCGCCUCCGCCAAAUUAGGUUUUUUCGCCAUGUCGGGUAGGACUGCCCUGUUCGGAAGGCCUCAGCAAUCUCAAACACGACAUUUACUGCAAUUCAAAGCAGGGAAAAUGACGAUUGGUGACGAUAACUGGGUUCAUGCUGACCCUCGCAAGGGAUGGGUGUAUGUUUAUCAGUCCGGGGACGGAAAGUUACACUUCUGUUGGAUCGAUCGCAAAACGUUUCUUGUUGAAGAUAAUUUCGUCAUUAAUGCCAAACAGGCUGAGUUUCAAAAGAUUCCACAAUGUACAACGGGUAGAGUUUACCUUCUUAAGUUCAAAGGUCCCAAACAUUUUUUCAUCUGGAUGCAAGUAAGUUUUAUUCUUCAAACCAUUUUCAAAGGAACCCAACGGAAAAAAUGAUAGUGACAUUUGUUCAAGAAUAAACGACUACAUUAGGUCUCCACCCGCACAAACUACAACACUCUCAAGUGACUGGCUUAGUCGUUUUGAAAGUCUUAACCAACUUUCUCACAGCGAUAUUCUGGCUUUGUUGUGUAAGUUGUAAUUAUUCUUUCAGAUCUGUCAAUCUUAGCGAUGGGGGUAGGGCUUGGAGGUGGAUUAACUUCGGAAUCUGAUAUAUCAUCUGCUCAAGCAAAUGCUGUGACAAUCGGGCGUCAUUUAAAUACGGGACAUCUAGAUGAAUCUAAUGUAUCUACACCUGUCAUUGGGACUACUGCCACACCAUCUUCAGGAACUUCAUCCACUGGCGGUAACUCUCUACGCCCAUCUCUCCUAGUUAAACCUUAUAUGUUAUUGACGUUUCGGGAUUCUUCCGUAGUCAUACUACGGGGGAUUAUUUGAUGUACAACCGAUAAACGACUUGAAGCUGGGAAAAUACAACUUCAGGACUUGAGAAAUAUCCUCUCAUCAAUCUCUACUGGAAUGCGGAGUUCAUCAAAUGAUGCAAAGGUAGAAUUAAACGAUGUCUUAAACGUAGAUAACUUACAUUCACUUUUGAAUAAGCCGGAUAUUCAAGAAAGAUUGUUGCCUCAUCUUCCUCCUCUGGAUCCUGAAUCAGCGAGUACAAAUGACUUGGAAAAUAUCACUGCAAACAUUCAGUCAUCUCAGUUCAAAACCACUUUGAAAUCCUUCUCAGCUGCUUUUCGAACAGGUGAACUUGCCCCUGUUUUGGCUCAAUUCAAUUUGGGUAUAAAAGCCGAUGAAGCUGCAAGACGAGGUGACCUAGUGGCGUUUUCAAAUGCACUCCAAGGAAAAACGACUGAUACAACCUCUCAACCCUCAAAUGACAGCGGUUCGAAUGUCACCCAAAGUACGACUUCUCAGGAAUCAUCAAAAGACAAGUCAGACCAUAAAAAGGAAGGAAAAACUAUUGCAGAUACUAAAGCUGAUAAAAAGGAUGAGUCUUUUGAUGACAAUAAAAUGGACACAGAUUGACCAAUGUCAAAGCUGUAUUAGCUAAAACUUUAUUACAUAUAUUCAUUACACUGCGUUAAAUCGACUGAUUGAGGUUGAUUAAAAUUAUAUAUAUAUAUUAGCAAGAAUAUUUUGGCAUGCUUACACCGACGAACAAAAACUCACUUUAACCUUAUCACUUGCAGAUUUGCUCUUUGACGUUUGUUUCUGCGUAUGUAUUCAGAGCAUCCAUGAAUUUUUCUGUCUUUUUUUACAAUAUUUACAAAGUUAGUUUUUGAAUAAAAAUAAAAUUGAAGGCUAAUGUCUGUAACUUAUUUGUUUUUUCCCUACUACUGGUGAUGAUAAUAAUAAUAA